Messenger RNA from Sinocyclocheilus rhinocerous, 2194 nucleotides. Its product is annotated as perforin-1-like. Gene Ontology annotation, cellular component: membrane. Gene Ontology annotation, molecular function: wide pore channel activity. Gene Ontology annotation, biological process: T cell mediated cytotoxicity; immunological synapse formation; defense response to virus. The transcript has 3 exons. Bases 501 to 2078 code for a protein of 525 amino acids. The record is from RefSeq and is a predicted model, not a curated record. NCBI's taxonomy places the organism in Eukaryota, Metazoa, Chordata, Actinopteri, Cypriniformes, Cyprinidae.
UUCUGACCAACACUUUCCCAUGCAAUGUGCUAAUGAGUAUGAUUUUAAUUUCAUGAUAUCCAUUGUCUUACAUGCAACUGCAAGUGAAAAGAAAAUGUGUGCUACAUUUUGUCAUCCACAUGUCCUGUUUGAUUAAUCUUAACCUUGCACUUCACCCUCAAUUCCCUCAUACAAAGUCUCACAAGAACCCUCCCCCACUGCACAGCUGGUAUUCACAAAAAAAAUAAAAAUAAUCUAAAUCAAAACAAAACCAGUCAGCGGAUGAAAUCUGUCCAGCACAGAAGAAAGGGCCUGAAAGGAAGACACUCCCUUCCACAUGACACAAUGCCAUAGAUUCAGGCUUUCACACAGUGCUCCUUUUCAGCAUUAGCAUUCCAGAAAGUGAAUCUACAGCAAAAACAUUUCAUGAAGAAACUGUAAUUUGGAAAGAAGAACAGAGAAAAGGAUUUUUCUGAAGUAGGUCAAUAUGGUGGUGUAACACAGCUGGAAUAGACUGUUGCAUGAAAGCUACUCUCGAAAUCAUCAUGGAGACAAAUCAUUGUGUUUUCCACGUGUUUAUCUGCAUUUCUUUGAUCUUGACACACUGGCACAAUGGUUCAGCUUGCCACACAGGCUCUCAGGUAGAAUGUGAGAAAGCCCCAUUUGUGCCUGGUUACAACCUGGUGGGCGAAGGCUUUGAUGUUGUCAGGAUGCGCCGUAAAGGUGCAUUUUUGAUUGAUGUCAAGUCACACAUGGAUAAUGACACUUGUACCGUUUGCAAGAACCGCUUUCAGGGAGGGCAGAUGCAGAAACUUCCCUCAGCUGUGCGGGACUGGCGUCCGUUCAGCCGCUGCAGCAAACAGCUUUCUAGUGCUCUUCAUCAUUCUGUUGACUCCCUAAUGAAGAGUUCAACAUCACUCAUCAAUAACAACUGGGAAAUGGAUCUUAGCCUGGAUGACAUAGGAAAAGCAAUGUUUGGAGGGAGCCGUUCAGAUAUUGCCAAAUUUGCCCAAUCUCAGAAUGCAAUGGAUAAGGCAACAUUUGCCGUCCAUGAAAUCAGCUGCACAUAUUAUAGUUACAGAGUCACAGACCACCCAGAGCUCAGCACUGAAUUCUCAAAACAUCUCCGGCGACUUCCGACACAAUAUGAUGAGGAAUCAAAAGCCCUGUACCGAAGGACUAUAGAUACUUAUGGCACUCACUACAUACGUCAAGUUCAUCUGGGAGGCCGAGUGAGGCGGGUCACAGCUUUUCGAACUUGUCUUGCAACCCUGAAGGGCUUCUCUGAGACUGAUAUCAAGAACUGCCUAAACAUUGAGUUAAAGAUGACUCUGGGGUUCCUGCCAGCUAAUGUCUCGUUUUCCAACAAAUGCUCUCACAUCCUUAAAGAUAACAUGAACAUGGGAUUCUACCAGGGCUUCAUGACACACAAGACAGAGGUGCUGGGAGGUGAGAAAUACUUUCCAGACCUAGUUUUAAACCAAAGCCCAGCUGAAGCAUACUCGAACUGGAUGAUGAGCCUGCAUGACAAUCCUGAGGUCAUAUCAUAUGCAAUUUUCCCUCUCCAUCAUCUGGUGGCUGAUCCCGAGGUUAGUGCCAAUCUAAAAAGAGCAGUAACAGAGUAUAUUGAAGAGAACAUGCUUCCUGUAGAUCACAAGGAGAAUCAAGGAUGCUCACAAACACAAAAUCUGGACCACAACUGCUGUCCUAUGCAAGCCGGCCGUGGCAAGUUAGUAGUGAUGGUGCAGAGAGCAGCAGGCCUGAAAGCAGAUCUCUUCACACGCACUGACGGUUAUGUGAAAGUCUGGUACAACCUCAUGUAUGAGGAGACUGAGGUGAUUAUGGACAAUAAUGAUCCCGAAUGGAACAUCAGCUAUGAUUUUAGAUCAAUUGAGUUUGGUCAUGAACUCAUAUUUGAGGUUUGGGACAGUGAUGUCAUUUAUAAUGACUUUGUGGGGAGAUGUGUGGUCAGACCUGAACGUGGAUCUCAUUCACACAGCUGUAAAUUAAAGAGAGGCAUCCUGUAUUUCACCUACAACGCUUCUUGUGACGCUCAUCUGACUGGACCCAGGUGUAGCAGAUAUUCACCAAAAGCAUAAGACCUUGUAUUUGUAUAGAACAAUUUAUACAAAAAGAAUAUUUCGGCAUAUUGCUUUUUAGACAGUUAAAGGUGAGACAUCAUAUCAUAAACAGAGAUGUAUAGAAAAAAUAAUCA